ACGUUGACACUUGACAUCAAAAGAGACUUUCGACUCUUCCUUAAAUAAGUUGUUAAAACUUAAAAUUCACGAUUAAUCAGCUAUGACAGUGCCAGUUAGAUAGUAAAGUGGUCACUGACAUGAAUUCAACACAAGUCAUGUUAAAAAACUCCCAAGGGGGCUUCCAUUGCAGCAAAGACUCCCUAACGGACGUCUUCGGUUGGUUUCUCCAGGUCCUCCUCGCCUGCUUGGCCUUCACGUGUCUCAUAGCUAAGAGGUUCUGUGAACCCAGGGCGGAGCGUCGAUCAUGGUUGAUCUGGUUCUAUGAUACGUCGAAACAGGGAAUGGGGGCCAUGGCGAUUCACUUGGCCAACGUAUGGCUCGCGGGACAAUACAUGGGCGACCCUUGCACCUGGUACUUGAUUAACUUUCUCCUGGAUUCGUCCAUGGGGCUGCUCAUUAUUUUCACAGGCAUACGUUUUUGUCAGUAUUUGUCGCGAAAAAAGGGUUGGGACGCGAUUAAUUUCGGCGAGUACGGAAAACCGCCGUCCGCUAACGCUUGGUUAGCACAGUGCUGCUUGUACGUGGGGCUCAUGGCUAUUGUUAAAGUAUCAAUAACGUUGUUCAUGCAGCUUGAUUUCUGGGACGGAGUUAAAAACUUCAUUUUGUCCCCAAUCAAUAAUCCUAAGAUUGAACUAGCAUUCGUUAUGCUCAUCAUUCCGUUCUUUGUUAAUAUGUUGAUGUUUUGGGUUACUGAUAAUUUCCUGAUGCAUAAGAGUCGCACCAGUAGGCGUCUGCGUCGGGAUAGCGUUGAAGAUAGUUUGUUGACUCGAACUAAAGUUAAAUAUCGCACAAUUAAGAAGAAAGCGAGGAGGCGCGAUUCUGAAAGUGACAUUCUGCUUUCAGGUGAUGAUGAGUUGUUGGAUUCUGAAUCAACUCCAAUUAAUAGACACGUAAUGGCGUGAAGAUCUGUACAGAGACUGGUUAAAAUAAUUUAAGACUGCUUAAUACAAAUCUGAAUAACCAAGUGCCUUAAGGCAACGAUACUUGUGCCAAAUUAUUUUAAUCAGUCGUUUCAAGUGGCUGUAAUAUUUUUUUCUCUGUGUAUACUGUUGGCGCGCACGUGACGUCAUCUGUACUUUAUCUGUUUCCAAAGUGAUUGAAAUAAUAUGUUGUAUGAGAUUUUUUCUGAUGUAUGAGUAUCUGCAAGAUUGGUAUGAUAAGAUUGUAAGUGUGCAACGAAAUCUUCAGCUCUAUUUUUAUUUGUAUGUAUCAGUUUUGUUGGCUUUAUUAAAUUUGGUUACCAUAAGAUUAGUGAUAUUUUUUUAUGAUGCUGGUAGCUGACACUGAAGCAUCUUUGUACUGACUUUGAGAUUUAACGUAUCACUUUGUUAGGGCUGAUUUAUUUAAGUACUAGUACUAACAUUCCGUAUUUUUACUUUUGAUUAUCUGAUUGGUUACGUUACCAAAUCUAGGCCAAAUAUUUUAGAAUUAAGCAUUUUCAUGUACAGAAAACGGAUUGAAAUAAAGUGAUUUAUUUUGUU
This is a messenger RNA of Zophobas morio, 1523 nucleotides long. Its product is annotated as store-operated calcium entry regulator STIMATE-like. Lineage: Eukaryota; Metazoa; Arthropoda; Insecta; Coleoptera; Tenebrionidae. The record is from RefSeq and is a predicted model, not a curated record. Gene Ontology annotation, cellular component: membrane. The transcript is spliced from 3 exons. The coding region runs from base 120 to 944 and encodes 274 amino acids.